Messenger RNA from Frankliniella occidentalis (western flower thrips), 898 nucleotides. RefSeq names its product isthmin-like. The record is from RefSeq and is a predicted model, not a curated record. The transcript has 5 exons. The coding region runs from base 48 to 785 and encodes 245 amino acids. NCBI's taxonomy places the organism in Eukaryota, Metazoa, Arthropoda, Insecta, Thysanoptera, Thripidae.
CCGCGAACGCCACCCCCGCCCCCGCCCGCGCUACUACGGCCGCCACCAUGGACGACCCGACCACGACGCUGGCGCCCGCGACGGUCGCCGCCUCCUUCAAAGCCAAAGGUGGGCGCCACCACGGUGGCCGCGGACGCGGUCGGCCCACGCCCGGCGACGUGGACGUGGAAGGGAAGCCCCUGGACCCGGAGUGGCUCCAGCGGCUGCUAGCUGCAGCCGGGGCCGCGGCGGCCACCAGCUCGUCCGGCCUGGAGGCCCCGGGGGCGGACGAGUUCGCCUCGCCCUGCGACCGCUGGAUGGCGUGCUCGGCCAAGCUCAGGCCCGUCAUGUGGGCGCAGCUUGCCGCCCUGCCCGCCUGCCCCUGCACCUUCCCGGCCAACGUCUUCUACUACAACAAGAUCUGGGACGACAAGCACGGCCGGUACUUCCGGUGGCGCGACGCUUCCGGCCGCGGCGAGAGGCUGGACGUGUACCACCCCGGCGCCGCGCACUGCGUCCGCUCGCUGCACACGGCCAACGCCGGCCUGCUGGCGGCCCAGCACUGCUGCUACGACAGGAACAGACAGCUGUUGACGCGCGGCUCCGGGGCGGGCACGCCCGCGCUCAUGUCCCCCGACGUGUCCGCCGCACUCCACGACAUCCUCGACAUUCGACCGUGGCGCAUCUGCAAAGGGGACUUUACGAGGUACAAUGAUGUUCGGCCGCCGAACAACGACAACGACUGCGCCGCGAAUCCAGACGAGGACGAGUUCCAAAGACAGGUCGACAUGGCGCAGUUCUACUGAUGGUGCCUCAACCCUUGAGCCGAGAUCUUGAAUGUUGUUUGCGAGCAAAUGUGACAUGCAUCUUAACAGCCGACUGGCUGGGCUGGAGAAAAACUUUGCUCAAAAAAAAUUAA